GUUGGCUGUUUAUUCGGUUCGCACCCCUAAGCCCGAUCGUCGGUGCCGGCAUUGCGGUCCCUGAAUAAUGGUGUGGUGUGGUGCGGUCCUCGUCCUCUGUGCCUUCUGUCUUCUGUGCUCCGUCUUUCUUUGUCUACUUCUCAAUCUCGCCGUCUCCUCUGUUUUAUCUAUCGCGUUUCCUGAGGAAGGUGCCACGUCAAACAUCUCUGGCCUCGUAAUAUUAUGACCACCACGGGGAACAAAGGGCGACUAUUCUGACUUUCGACAGCAUGCGAUUUAUUCGGUCCACGUCGUUAGCCGCAUUAUCACCACCGUUGCCGCCGCCACAGCCAUAAUCGCCAUCCCCUUCAUCAUGGCACGGCUUCAAGCCGUGCUACUUGCCCUGUGCUAUGGCGUCCGAACUGCAAUAGCCCAGGAAGAACACCAGAUUGGCGCCGUAGAGCUCUUGCCCAACGGGCUGUUUCCUCGCUUCCUCGACCUUACCCCAAAACUGGUGCGCCGCGACGGCCCGCCAUGCAAUCCUGGCCACCAUAGAUGCAUCGAUGUGGACGAAGAUGGGUUCUGCUGUCGCAAUGACCAGUAUUGUUACAUUCGGCCUGGCGGUCAACCUGGUUGUUGCGCAAUCGGGUCGCUCUGCGAUUCCAACUGCGAUGCUACAGCGUACCAAUGUACGACCACCAUCACAACAUCCGGCACGACUUCGACCUCGUCGGCUUGUUGUGGCCGCAGCUGUCCAACCACGAGCUUCUUCCAAUGCGAGUCCGAGUACGGCGGGAAUUGCUGCCCUUACGGAGCCACGUGCGCCUCGGGCGGCCUGUGUCGCAUGACGAGAUCGACAACACCCAGCGCCAUCGUUACCCCAAUCGACCCUGGCUGCACCGCCACGACCCAGCGAUCCUGUUCCGACGGAGGCGGGUGCUGUGACGAGUGGAUGCACUGCACCGAGGUUGACCGGACCCGCGGGUGCGCCCCGGGAAACCCAUCCAACGGAUGGACCUUCGUACCUGACCCGGACGCGGAGGAGGAAGAGGAUACAGGCGGGAGUGGCGGGCUGUCUACCGCCGCCAGGGCGGGGAUCGGCGUCGGCGUCACUGUGGGAGCAUGCGCUCUUAUCGGCGGCGUCGUCUGGUUCUUUUGCUUCGGGCGCAGGAGACAUCGACAAGAACAACAACAGCACCAACAACAACAACAACAACAACAACAACAACAGAACCAAGGGGGGGCCCGAGAGCAACAACAACAGCAAGAUGGCAGCCGCCGCUCAUCCCAGCCCAUCUCGGGCACUGGAUCACAUCACCCCCGCGGUCGCAGGAUCACCGGCGAUCACACUCCCGGCGGGCAAGCCAUGUCGGACGUCGCGACGGACAUAUCGCGCCCUACGCGCCGGCGCGGCUUGACGCAAGACUACUUCGGCCCGGCCGCCGUCGCGGGUCCCUUCACCGAGACGGCAACCAUGUCGCCCGCCACGUCCCCGGGCCUCGACCGCGGCGUGCCCCUGAUGGCGCAGUCGCCAAACGACAUUGCAGCGCCCGUGGAAAUCGACUCGCAAGUUUCGCCAGCACUGCCCCGCAGAGAUGAUGCCGCCGGCGCAACGGUCGCAUCCGCCUCGGCGCCACCGCAGCACUCACCGGCGGCGGCUGAGAACUGUUUUGAGCUUUACGGUACCGAGAUAUCCCCGGAACGUUAUGCGCGGCAGCAAUCGCAGGGGUCAUUAUCACCUUGGUCGCCGAUAUUGACGCCCCAAAGUAUGAGGGGCGGAUCGGAGCCGGAGCCUCGGCCUUGAGCAGGUCCAUGAAGAGAGUACAAUAUAGAAAGGAAUAUAGCAUAGUUAUAUAGCGCAUCUAUUUCAGAGAAAUCGAGU
This is a messenger RNA of Sodiomyces alkalinus F11, 1861 nucleotides long. RefSeq lists its product as hypothetical. Bases 353 to 1783 code for a protein of 476 amino acids. NCBI's taxonomy places the organism in Eukaryota, Fungi, Ascomycota, Sordariomycetes, Glomerellales, Plectosphaerellaceae. The record is from RefSeq and is a predicted model, not a curated record. The transcript has 2 exons.